Eucalyptus grandis is the source of this 3226-nucleotide messenger RNA. Its product is annotated as cysteine-rich receptor-like protein kinase 1. Gene Ontology annotation, biological process: protein phosphorylation. The transcript has 6 exons. Gene Ontology annotation, molecular function: ATP binding; protein kinase activity. NCBI's taxonomy places the organism in Eukaryota, Viridiplantae, Streptophyta, Magnoliopsida, Myrtales, Myrtaceae. The coding region runs from base 1219 to 3096 and encodes 625 amino acids. The record is from RefSeq and is a predicted model, not a curated record.
UCUCCCCUUCUUCUGUCUCUACUUCUCUUUUCUUUCCUCUUAAGUCUGCCAUGGCUCGAGCUCGAGUUGGCUCAUGGUCACUUCAGGUCAAGGAGGGACAGCGCGCCGCCAAAUGAAGACUGCAUCGAGCUUCAUUUGUGGUGAGAUGGCUUGAGGCUGAGCUCAAAACUCGAGUGCUAACCAAAGCUCCGAGUUUGAGGUCGAGCGAGUGUCGUCGAUGAUGGAUGGGAAAAAACAAUACACAGGAACAGGCGAGGACGAUCCACGUGAUAAAAUCGCAUUAAAUUAGGAAACCGAAGCCGACCCGAUACGCCAACGCGUCCGUUUACAAAACCCAUUUGCUCAUUUCCUCCUCCCAGCUCCGCAUCCGACCCCGCCCGCUGAGACUCUUCAAGAAAGUUUGGGUUUUUAUUUUCAUUUCAUAUCUCCUUGUCCGUCUACCCAUUUGGUUGUCGUCCCAAAGACCAUUUGGUAGAUGGGUCUAAUCUUCUCGAGCGAGUCCCUGUGUUCCGCGCCCCCGCACAGGCGGUGACAGCCAUAUAUGAGCGUCAGCAUGCUUGUGAGCAGGUCAUCCAUGAGCCAACUCGAGCUCGAACCAUGGCAGACGCAAGAGGAAAGAAAAGAGAAGUAGAGAGAGAAGAGGGAGAGAGAGGGUCACGGGCAGAAACGGAGGCGAGGAAAGAGAGUAAAGGGGAGAGAGACGGAGUGUUAACGGAGUAGUGGAGACAUUCAGGUGGGCCUGAAUUUGCCACGUUUCGUUCAGUGUAUGGUUUAUUGCACCAUCAUUUAUGUCAUGUUAAACACACCUGAUAUUUUCUCCUAUCUACCGCCAACCACAAUAUUCAUGGCACCUUCCCUGAACGCAAUGCGACAGAAAUAUCGCUAAACAACGAGACAGCGACAUCCGACACCCACCCUCGCGGCAGUUCCUGGGACCUGGCAUCACCAUGGCACUUUCCAGAAAGCUCUACUGUAGCAUAAAGAAAGCAAGGGGUGGUGUGAAAAACGAGACCCCAAAAGUCAAGCAUCAGUCUGUCGCUCCGAUUCCACGUUGCGUAGCUGGUUGAAGCUUUUUAUGAGAUCAUCAGGUUGAAUCGGAGCUCCCAUCGCGCUCUUGCUCAAAUAUUCCCGUUUUCUUCUUAUUCUUCUUCUUCUCUCUUUGAAGAGAACUGAGAGAAAAGGAUAAUUUGAUAACCGAGCGUAUCUCAAGCAGAGCCCAUGAAGUCGAACGGAGCGAGCCCAUCAAUCGCCCUUCCUCUGCUCGCGCUCUCCUCGUUCUUCUUCUCUCUCGCCGUCUCCGAUCCUGGAAUCACCGAAGCGGGCCUCAUCUGCGAGGAAUCCACUUGGAUUGUCGCUGGAAACGUCGUCUCUGACCUCAUCGCCACCGUGAACGAGCUCUCCGACAGCGUCGCCGCCCAGCGCUGGUGGAAGUACUCCCUCGCCUCGCCGCCGCCAGCAGUGUACGGCCUCUUCCAGUGCCAUGGUGACUUGACUGAAACCGAGUGCCGCCUCUGCUUUACCGAGAGCUGGAUCCGGAUCGCCCGCUGCCUCCCCAACUUUGGUCGGCUCUACCUCGACGGCUGCUUCGUCCGUUACAGCAGUUACGACUUCUACAACGAGACCGUCGAUCCGACGCACGACAUGCUCAAGUGUAGUUCCAAUUUGACAGUCCCGGCAGAGAGAGUGGCCGAGUUCUCAGAUAGGGUGGACCGGGUCCUGAGGAAUGUCUCGACCAGCGCAGUGCAGAACAAGGGCUUCGCGGUGGCUGGGGAGGACGGAAUUGGAGGAGUCGCCGGGGUAUAUGCUUUGGCACAGUGUUGGAGCACGCUUGAUGCCGGCGGUUGCAGAGUCUGUUUGGAGAAUGCAACUUCGAGGGCAAGAAGCUGCGCUCCCAGAGAAGAAGCGCGGGCCAUGAACGCGGGAUGCUUCCUCCGUUACUCGACCACAAGGUUCUACGACGUCCCUCAUAGCGGAGGUUCAUCUAUGGUUCGCAUCACCAUAGCAAUAACCUCAUCGGCUACUGUAGUGACUUUGCUUGUUCUCAUUGGUGCAUACAUUGGAUACAAAAAGUACUCCAAGAAGAAACAAAUGCAAAAUAACCUCAUGCAAUUACGAGCAAGCAAGAGCAAGUUUAGCUUAUAUUUCAAGUACAAGACACUGGAGAAGGCCACCAACUUCUUUGAUGACUCAAGGAAGCUAGGCCAAGGGGGCGGCGGUUCCGUGUACAAGGGGAUUUUACCCGACGGGAAGGUCGUCGCGGUUAAGCGGUUGGUAUUCAACACAUGCCAAUGGGUGGAUGACUUCUUCAAUGAGGUGAACCUGAUUAGUGGGAUCCGACAUAAGAACCUCAUGAGGGUUUUGGGAUGUAGCAUUGAAGGCCCAGAGAGCCUCCUCGUCUACGAAUAUCUUCCUAAAAGAAGUCUUGAUCUAGUUCUUUUUGAAUCUAUUGUUGCAGUCAACAAUGCGACCCCGGUCCUAACUUGGGAGGAGAGGCUGCACAUCAUCAUAGGAACAGCUGAGGGCCUUGCAUAUCUUCAUGGAGGUUGUGGAGUGAAAAUCAUCCAUCGGGACAUAAAAACCAGCAACAUCCUCCUCGACGAAAAUCUCACAGCGAAAAUCUCAGAUUUUGGGCUUGCUCGAUGCAUUGCUCUGGAUAAGUCUCAUCUUAGCACAGGAAUCGCCGGCACAUUCGGUUACAUGGCACCUGAAUAUUUGAUGAGGGGACAGCUAACGGAGAAAGCUGAUGUUUAUGCUUUUGGGGUGCUGGUUCUUGAAAUCUUGAGUGGUAGGAAGAAUAGUGUAUACACACGGGGGUCGAGCUCGAUAUUACAGUCGGUAUGGAAGCAUUACAAGUCAAAUAAUUUAGCCGCAUGCAUUGAUCCGGCCUUACAAGGUAAAUUCCCCAUCCUGGAGGCAUCGAAUGUGCUCCAAAUCAGCCUUUUGUGCACUCAAGCCUGCAUGGAAUUGCGACCACCCAUGUCUAGGGUCGUCGAGAUGCUCCACGACAAAAAUUGUGUACUCCCCCAACCGAGCCAACCCCCGUUCCUCAACGCUAGCGUGCUGUUCGACAAAUCUAGCAGCAGAAGCUCUACAUGAACACAUGGCUGUUGAACCAACUCACGGCAUCCGAGGUCUCUUCCAGCUUGACAAGAAGCCCUCUUCCAGCUUUGCUGCAUUUGUUGAAUGUAUGCCCUAAAGCUACUAUGUAAUGGUUACAAAUUAGGGA